AUGUGUUCUGUGAGUCUGUAUGUAUUCGGUCCUCAAAUGAUAAAUGUAAUUCGUGCUGCGGGUAGCGUGACUCGGAUGGUGGAAAAUUUCUCCUCUGCAAAUUUCAGCAUGUUGGCAGUGUGUAAAUUGCUUGUAACUUGGUAUCACGGCAAAACACUUCAAUCGCUGAUAAAAUCGAUUAUGACCGAUUGGAUGAUUUCGACGAAAGAAUGGGAACGAAAUACUAUGUUGGAGAUUACGAGAAGUGGCAGAAAUCUGUCCUUUAAAUGUUGUGCAUUCGCAGCUAGCUCAAUUAUAUGUCACAUUUCUCUUCAAUUGCUGAGGUUUUUCAAAACUAUUCACCAGCCUGAACGAAACCUCAUUUACCGGAUAGAAACGAUUCAAAAAAGUCCGAACUACGAAAUCACCUAUUUUAUCCAACUUUUCGGUGGAAUAUAUUCAGCUUUCGCUAAUGGUGUUAUUGACAGCUUUGUCUCGAUGCUCGUAUUACAAGUGUGCGCGCAACUGAUAAAUUUGCGGACAAUGCUGAAUAAUUUGGUAAACAAAUUAGCCAACAAAUCUAUAUCAUCCUUAACAUUUAGGGAAGAUUUAGCUGCGAUCGUCGUACGACAUGAUCAUCUCAUCAGGACCGCAAAGACGAUUGACGGCUGCUACAGCUCAGUGUUAUUUGUACAUGUGUUAUCUACUACUUUUCAGAUGUGUUUUAUAACUUUUCAAGUUUUCACUAGCACUAGGAUGGCAUAUGGCGUCUAUGAAUGCAAAUGGUAUGAUCUAUCGUCGAAAGAUGCAAAAAACUUAAUGUUCAUUGUACAUCGAUCUAGAAUUCCUCUUAAAUUGACGGCUGGAAAAUUUGGAACCUUUUCACUAGAAAUGUUUGGAAUAGUUUUGAAAACAUCAAUGGGAUACUUAUCAGCGUUGCUAACAAUGAGAGAUUAA
Messenger RNA from Trachymyrmex septentrionalis, 936 nucleotides. RefSeq lists its product as uncharacterized. Gene Ontology annotation, molecular function: odorant binding; olfactory receptor activity. Gene Ontology annotation, cellular component: plasma membrane. Lineage: Eukaryota; Metazoa; Arthropoda; Insecta; Hymenoptera; Formicidae. The record is from RefSeq and is a predicted model, not a curated record. The transcript has 5 exons. Gene Ontology annotation, biological process: detection of chemical stimulus involved in sensory perception of smell; sensory perception of smell. The coding region runs from base 1 to 936 and encodes 311 amino acids.